GCUCUUAUACAUAAUUUGGAUUAGACUCAUUAUUGGAACUAAAUUAUUUCUGAAAAUGGUAAAAUAAAAACAUUUACGGUUGCGUUUUUAUUCUUUUACUAUGGUUUUGCCUUUUGACGGUUUGCUGAAAGGAUAGAGCUCAAAAAAUUGCACUAUCGACCACUGUAUUUUUGGUCCUUGGCUUGUUCUUCCACAACAAUAGAAAAACUAGAUUGAAGUUGAAACACCUCAAGCUCUUCUGUUACUCGUAGGCUUCGGACUCGGUGUUUGCCAUCGUAGAGGUAUAAAUGCAUUUCUUCUCUUUGCUCUGCAUGUUCAGCUAUUUGUGUAUGAUGUUUAUACACUUCAAAAAUUGAUAAAACCGAUUGCGCGGGAGAUGUUCGAUGUAAUGCUUAAAUGAGUUACUUUUGUUGUUUGUUCCAAAUUGAUAAAUUCUUUUCGUUUGGAUAUACUAGUUAAAUGGAUGUUAUGUGGUUGUGACGAAAUAUGUCUGUGAAUUGUGUACAAUAAAAAGGUAAUUUUGUUCUUCCUCACUGAAGUUUGAGAUUUUGUUUUGUGAUAAUUUUCGAUUCUCAAAUUUGAAGUUCCAUUGGCUUUUAUGGCUUACUGGUCUUGUGUUCGAUGAAUUGUUUCAUGUUUUGUUUGGGAUCUUAGGGGUCGGCAUGUUGAGUUCAUAGGAAUAUCUUUUGGACUUAAGAAAAAUUUCUUGUCAAUAAGUGUUCUUUGCCCUUGCUGAUUCUACUUUUCUCUUCGAGUCCCUAGGGAUUUUUGAAAAUCAUAAGUUACAUUUGAUGGAGUAAUGAUGAUACGGAAUUUUCAUGAUAAAUUAUGUCUUGCAAGAAUGACCUUGACCAGGAGGUACUGUUCCAGAGAGUCGUCCCGUGACUCGUCUGAUGUAAUAAAGCGUGUGUGUAAGGUUAUGAUGUCUUGCCCUAAGUUGGGGCUUGACAUUGUGUUUGAUCAGAAGGGUAUUAGGGUUUCACCAGAAGAAGUUGAGGAAGUUCUCAAGAAGUUUACAAAUGCUGGAAUGAUUGCAUAUCGGUUUUUCGAAUGGGCUGGCAAACAACGAAAUUAUGAGCACAGUAUCAGGGCUUACCACACUAUGAUUGAAUCCUUAGCCAAAAUAAGGCAGUACCAGCUAAUGUGGGAUCUUGUAAAUGCUAUGAGAAGUAAGAAUAUGCUUAACAUUGAGACAUUCUGUAUAAUCAUGAGGAAGUAUGCUAGGGCCCAGAAGCUGGAGGAGGCGGUAUACACCUUUAAUGUCAUGAAGAAGUAUGAGAUGCCCCCAAAUUUAGCAGCCUUUAAUGGCUUGUUGAGUGCUCUGUGCAAGUCUAAGAAUGUUAGGAAGGCUCAGGAAAUUUUUGACAGUAUGAAAAAUCAAUUUGCACCUGAUGCAAAAACUUACAGCAUAUUGAUCGAGGGAUGGGGUAGAGCUCCGAAUCUGCCUAAGGCAAGGGAAGUAUAUGGGGAAAUGAUCGAGUCUGGCUGCAAUCCUGACAUUGUGACUUACGGCAUUAUGGUUGAUAUACUGUGCAAGGCUGCCAGGGUUGAUGAAGCCAUUGAGAUAGUUAAGGAGAUGGAAUUCACUGGUUGCAGGCCAACAUCAUUCAUUUACAGUGUUUUGAUUCAUACAUAUGGGAUAGACAAUCGAAUUGAAGAUGCUGUAGAUACAUUCCUUGAUAUGGAAAGGAGCGGGGUGGAGGCUGAUGUGGCUGUUUAUAAUUCCUUAAUUAGUGCUUUCUGCAAAGUAAACAAGUUGCAGAAUGCUUAUAGGGUUUUGGCUGAGAUGGAGAAAAAACGGGUUUCUCCUAAUUCAAGGACUUGCAAUAUCAUUUUAAACUACUUAAUUGGUCGUGGGGAAACUGAUGAAGCUUAUGAAGUUUUCCGCAAGAUGAUUAAAGUUUGUGACCCUGAUGCUGACACAUACACGAUGAUGAUAAAGAUGUUCUGUGAAAGGGAUGAGCUCCAAAGGGCUUUAAAGGUAUGGGAAUAUAUGCAAAAGAAGCGGUUUGUUCCAAGCAUGCACACAUUUUCUGCCCUUAUCAAUGGAUUAUGUGAUAAAUCCGAUACAUCAAGGGCAUGUGUGUUAAUGGAAGAGAUGAUAGAGAAAGGAAUUCGUCCAGGAAGAGCACUCUUCGGUAAAUUAAGACUAUUACUUCUCAAGGAAGGGAGAGAAGAUGUUCUUGAAUUUCUCCAAGAGAAAAUGAACCUCUUGGUCAAGGAACCCUUGUGUGAUUGACAAUAAGGAUAGUGAGUUGAGUUAAAGAUCAUGAUAUAUGUCCUAGAAGGAAUCAUACCUUUGAAGGUUGGAAUUUAAAAAACUUCCUCUGGGCAAACUGCUAUUCUAAACUUGCAACGUCGUCUAUCUAUUACUUUUGACAUUGUUAAAACGUUACUCAUCAAUAAACAACCGUGGCUGAUAGGAUUUUCAUCAAACCUUUAUUCUGACUUCUCCCUUUCCAUUCUGGACGCAGGAGAUAUCUGUUUAGAAAAAAAUUUAUAAUCUUUGAAGUUUAUAGUUCUCUUUUAAAGUGUGUUUUGUAUUGUGUAGUUCCUGAAUUCUUGCUCCUGAAUUCUUGCUAUUUCCUCAAAUUCAGGAAGUGCACAUAAAAUUACAAGGCCAAUUCAGAAUUUUGAGGCCCUAUUUAUAAGGUAAAUUCACAUGAAUGAAGUUGUCUUCUUGGAGAUGAUUUUGGUUGUUGAAUAUGUAGGCCUCACUGUUUUCUUUGCGUAAACUUCAAAGAAGUAAAGCCUUCCAUGUUCAGUUAUGCCCGUGUUCCUCUCUUAGCUCGUAAGCUUCAAUAUAUCAAAUACUUCCACAGGCACCCUAUCCUGUCUGCUGCUAGCACCACUACAAGAUGUUGCUCGCAACUGGACCUCCUCUCUCUCUGCACUACUUCUCGGUCUCUCAACCAAACAAAAGAAGCCCACGCUAUGUGCAUCCAUCAUGGCUUUCUUCCUUCCUCGAUCUCCAUAUGUGCAGCUCUUAUUCACCGUUAUGGCACUUUUGAGGCUGAGCCAGCAACCCUUUACUCUCUUUUUUAUCAAACACUUUCUUCUUUCCCUUCUUGCACAUUCUUAUAUAAUGUUUUUAUACGUGCCCAUUCUGGUUUGGGUUUGUAUUUUCAAGGCUUGAAAGUUUAUAAUGAGAUGGUGAGGAAUGAUGUCAAGACUGAUGAUCACACUUACCCUUUCGUGCUCAAACAUUGUUCUGAAUGGCGUGAUUUUCAAAAGGGUGUGGAAGUUCAUGGAACUGUAAUCAAAGUGGGACUAGAUCAGGACACCUUUGUCAGUAAUACUCUCAUGUUAUUCUAUGGGAAUUGUGGAGAUGUGAAGGAUGUGGAACAGGUGUUUCAUGAAAUGCCCAGGAGGGAUGUUGUCUCCUGGAAUACGAUGAUUUGUUUUUGUUCUGAUAAUGCUUGUGAUGUAGAAGUUUUAGACUUGUUUAAGAACAUGUUUCUACAAUCUGAAUUUCGACCCAAUAUUGUCAGUCUGGUUAGCGUUCUGCCUGUGUGUGCACGGAGGAGUGAUGGCACCAUGACAAGUGCCAUACAUGGUUACAGUGUGAAGGUUGGGUUGGUUUCUCAGGUGAGAGUUGGAAAUGCCUUAGUCGAUGCUUAUGGUAAGUGUAGGAAGGCUGAGGCUACUGUUCGGGUUUUUGAUGAGAUGGUAGAAAAGAAUGAAGCUUCUUGGAACACAGUUAUUACCAGCUUUGCCUAUAUAGAGUGUUACAGAGAUGCAUUGGAAAGUUUCAGAUUUAUGAUUGGCGAAAAUGUGAAGUUGAAUCCUAUUGCCCUUUCGAGUAUCCUCCCUGUGUUGGUUGAACUGGAGCUUUUCUCUAAAGGAAGAGAAGUGCAUUGUUUUAGUAUAAGAACGGGUAUGGAUCGCGACAUUUUUGUUGCCAAUUCGCUGAUUCAUAUGUAUGCAAAAGCAGGCCGUUCAAUGAAUGCUUCCAGUGUGUUCUCUAUGAUGGAUUUGAAAAAUAUUAUUUCUUGGAAUACCAUGGUUGCUAAUUUUGCCCUAAAUGGACUUGAAUUAGAGGCAAUUGACUGUGUCAGACAAAUGCAAGUUCAUGGGCAGAUUCCUACUUCAAUCACCUACACAAAUGUUCUUCCAGCCUGUGCCCGAAUUGGAUCGCUUCGGCUUGGAAAGGAAAUUCAUGGCAUGUUGAUCCGUGGGGGGUCUCACUUUGAUCUGUACGUCUCAAAUGCUUUGACAGAUAUGUAUGCAAAAUGCGGUUCUCUCAAACUUGCUGAGAAUGUGUUUGUUAGCUCACGCAGGGAUGUGGUUUCUUACAACAUACUAAUUCAAGGGUAUUCACAAACAGAUGACUGCUCUAAUUCGCUGCUUCUCUUCUCAGAUAUGUUGUCUCAAGGUAUCAAGCAUAAUGUUGUUUCGUACAUGGCUGUUCUUUCAGCUUGCUCCCAUAUUUCAGCAAUCAAACAAGGAAAGGAAAUCCAUGCAUUUGCUGUCAGAAGGUUGUUUCAUGAGCAACUUUUUGUUGCAAAUUCGCUUUUGGAUAUGUACACUAAAUCUGCUCGAAUUGAUCUUGCUAAGAGGGUCUUUGAUAGAAUCCCUGUGAAAGAUUCUGCCUCGUGGAAUACCAUGAUUAUGGGUUUUGGGAUGCUUGGUGAAUUGGAUACAGCUCUCAAUCUAUUUAAUGCUAUGAAGAAGGAUGGAGUUGAAUAUAAUGAUAUUUCAUAUAUAGCCAUUUUGUCUGCUUGUAGUCAUGGAGGGCUGGUAGGACAGGGACGCAAAAUUUUUGAUAGCAUGAUUUCUCAUGGUGUUGAGCCGUCCCAUAUGCACUAUGCAUGCAUGGUUGACCUUCUUGGUCGUUCUGGUCUCAUAGGAGAGGCGGUAGAGCUUGUGAAAAGCCUCCCGUUUGAAGGAGAUGCUAAUGUAUGGGGAAGUUUACUGGGAGCGUGUAGACUCCAUGGCGAAGUGGAGUUAGGUUGUUGGGCAGCGGAACAUCUUUUAAAGCUAAAUACAGAUCAUUCAGGUUACCAUACACUCGUCUCCAACAUGUAUGCAGAAGCAGGCAAAUGGGAAGAGGCAGAUAGAGUCAGGGAACUGAUGAGGUUGAGAGGAUUGAAGAAAAAUCCAGGAUAUAGUUGGGUUCAGAAUGAAGACCAAGUUUACGACACUUUCUUCGCUGGGGAAAGAUUGAAGGUGUUGCAAGCAUAGUUCGUUUGUAGAUCUCAUAAAGCCCAGAAAAACCAGGUGAUGACCUAUAAAAAACACCUUAUAGAUAUAAGUUAGAUGAUGAGUUUCACAUGUGGAGAAUCAAGAACAUUUGCACCAGUAUUUACUCAUGAAUGAUGGUGAAAAUAUGCUUGUGAUUAGAAUCAUUAGAUCUCAGUAUCAGCUCAAUCUCUGACUGUCUAGGUUGUUCUAUUAAAAUGCCAAUGAUUUCAAGUUGAAAACUUCACUUAAUAUAAAAAUGAAUAAAUAGAGAAAGUAGAAGUAAAAUGAAAAUAUAAUGUGUUACCGC
Messenger RNA from Oldenlandia corymbosa var. corymbosa, 5491 nucleotides. NCBI's taxonomy places the organism in Eukaryota, Viridiplantae, Streptophyta, Magnoliopsida, Gentianales, Rubiaceae. The record is from the annotation of a GenBank genome assembly.